AGGCUGAGCAAACAGUGCAUGCCAGGGCCGCGGCCGCAGCCGCGCUCCAGCCCGCACAGUCGCAGGAGGGCUGCGCUCCCGGCCGCCCAGGAUGAGGCUGCUCUUCCCUGCCGUCGUGCUGGCCCUGCUCGCCGCCGCCCGCGCUGCUGAAGACUCCUGCGAGGGCCGCUGUGAUGAUGGCUUCGAUGCGCAGCACAAGUGCCAGUGUGACACCCUCUGCAUGUACUACCAGAGCUGCUGCAGCGACUACGCCACCGCCUGCAAAGCCAAAGUGACCCGGGGAGACGUGUUCGCCUUGCCAGAGGACGACUACCUCGACUACAACCUCACCGUUGACUUGGGCACGGUGGGGGGCACCGAGGUAGCCCCCACAGAGCUGCCCACGACCCUGCUGCCGGUGCAGUCCACGCUGGAGACCAUGUUUGGCUCCGAAGAGACACAGACGGAGGUGCCUGUGGAGGAGGUACCUGUGGAGGAGGUACCUGUGGAGGAGGUGCCCAUCACCACACUGGAUGGGUUUGGGAAUCAGAAACCCAUAGAGGAGCCCGAGGAGCUGUGCAGCAGGAAACCUUUUGAUGCCUUCACUGACCUGAAGAAUGGUUCCAUUUAUGCUUUCCGAGGGAAGUACUUCUACGAGCUGGAUGAGACGAGUGUGCGGCCCGGCUACCCCAAGCUCAUCAGCGAUGUCUGGGGCAUCGAGGGCCCCAUCGAUGCAGCCUUCACCCGCAUCAACUGCCAGGGCAAGACUUACCUGUUCAAGGGCAGCCAGUACUGGCGCUUUGACGACGGAGCCCUGGACCCUGGGUACCCACGUGACAUCUCCGAGGGCUUUGAAGGCAUCCCGAACAGCAUUGACGCGGCCUUCGCCCUCCCUGCGCACAGCUACCACGGCAACGAGAGAGUCUAUUUCUUCAAGGACAAGUACUACUGGUCCUACGACUUCGCCAACCAGCCCACGCAGGCUGACUGCGAGAAGUCCUCCCCCUCGACCGUGUUCAACCACUACGCCUUCAUGAACCGCGACAGCUGGGAGGAUGUCUUCCAGAUCCUCUUUGGUGGCAGGAUGAGCGGGGCGAGCAGCCCGCGGUACAUCAGCAAAGACUGGCGGGGGGUGCCCAGCCGGCUGGACGCUGCCAUGGCCGGCAGGAUCUACGUGGCCUCCCAGCAGCCUCGGAGGAGGAAGUCCCGUCGCCAGCGCAAGAGGUACAAGAGCCAGAGGUCACUGAAUUUGGGUUUCUGGAGCUGGCUGCAAAAUGACUCAGACUCUGUGGGUGUCGAAGGCGACUGGCUGUCGGGCUCCCAGUGCGAGGCUCUCCAGAGCGUCUACUUCUUUGUAGGAGACAAGUACUACCGCGUCAACCUGCGCACCAAGCGCGUGGACCUGGUGCAGCCCCGCUACCCGCGCUCCAUCGCCCAGUACUGGCUGGACUGUCCGCAGCCCGGGGAGGAGAGCACCUGAGCGCGGCCGCCCCGAGCCGCCCGGCAGCACGGCCCCUAGCUAGGCAGAAAUAAACUGUGAGUGCCGUGCAGGCUGGAGA
Phalacrocorax carbo (great cormorant) is the source of this 1538-nucleotide messenger RNA. The record is from RefSeq and is a predicted model, not a curated record. Lineage: Eukaryota; Metazoa; Chordata; Aves; Suliformes; Phalacrocoracidae.